AUGCGUGCCGUUACCAGUAACGAUGUUACUGAGUUCUCCGGUGCUCUGCUGCGCUGGCGUCCGGACCCCCGUCGUCUGCACGGCACCUCGCUGUCUGACGGACGAGCUCUGCUGCACAUCGCGGCACUGGGGCGCCGGCACCAGGGACUGGUGCUGCUGUGCACGGCCAACCACCCCGUGGCGGGGACUGCCUCUGCCUCCGUCACGCUCGACAUGCUGCUAGCUCCGGUGGGAGCGACGCUUGUCCGGCGAGGCCCCCUGGUGGCCGGGGUGUCGGCAGAACUGGAGUGCGUCACUUGGGGCUCCAGGCCGGAGGCCCUGGUCAACUGGACCCUGGGUGGAGUGUCCCUCCCCACGGCCUUCGUGCACUGGGAUGGCAACGUGAGCACGGCCACCGUGUCUCUCUUACCGACGGCCGGCCACGACGGACUGCGACUUACCUGCUCAGCCGCCAACCCCAGGGCGCCCACCCUGCCCGCGGUGCAAGACUCCCGGGUGCUUGACGUCCGCUAUCCGCCAAAAGCGCGCCUGGAGCCGUGCCCAGCAGCCUCGACCUGGUCCUGCCUGCGCUGCGCGGCUGUGUCCAACCCGGAGCCAUCGGAGUUUACUUGGUUCAGGGACGGCAUCCGCAUCCAGGGCCAGGCGUCGGCCGUGCUCAGACACCGACAGCGCCCGUCUCGCAUAGAACGGUUCCAGUGCGAGGCCCGAAACGUCCUAGGUACCGGUAGGAGCGAACAACUCGCCUUGCUGCUCCUCGAACGAACGGGUGAGUAA
Ixodes scapularis (black-legged tick) is the source of this 774-nucleotide messenger RNA. Its product is annotated as B-cell receptor CD22. The coding region runs from base 1 to 774 and encodes 257 amino acids. The record is from RefSeq and is a predicted model, not a curated record. The transcript is spliced from 4 exons. NCBI's taxonomy places the organism in Eukaryota, Metazoa, Arthropoda, Arachnida, Ixodida, Ixodidae.